Photinus pyralis (common eastern firefly) is the source of this 1615-nucleotide messenger RNA. RefSeq names its product cytosolic non-specific dipeptidase-like. Bases 83 to 1516 code for a protein of 477 amino acids. The transcript is spliced from 5 exons. The record is from RefSeq and is a predicted model, not a curated record. Gene Ontology annotation, molecular function: metallodipeptidase activity. Gene Ontology annotation, biological process: proteolysis. Lineage: Eukaryota; Metazoa; Arthropoda; Insecta; Coleoptera; Lampyridae.
CUAUUAACGACCUAUAAUAGCAUAAAAAAAUAAUUCCGUUCUGCUUUCGUAACGGAGCAUUCUCGCUCACUACAUCUUCACCAUGUCUUUACCGGCAGCGUAUGCUGAACUAUUUAAAUACAUUGAUUCGCAUAGCAGCGAGUACAUUGAAACACUUCGAGAAGCUGUUGCUAUUCAAUCUGUAUCUGCAUCAGCUGAACGUCGGCAAGACACGUGUCGGAUGGUCGACUGGACUGCGGAAAGGUUGCGAAAUGCGAGAUGCGACGUAGUGAUUAAGGAUAUAGGGUACGAAAAAUUGGCUGAUGGAAGUGAAAUUCCGUUGCCUCCGGUCAUUUUUGCAACUUUGGGAAGUGACAAGAACAAAAAGACUAUUUGUAUUUACGGUCAUUUGGACGUUCAACCUGCUUCGGUGGGGGACGGAUGGGAUUCUGAUCCUUUUACUUUGACUGAACGCGAUGGUAAAUUGUACGGACGUGGUGCAACCGACGACAAAGGGCCGGUCUUGUGUUGGAUUCACGCGAUUGAAGCAUAUCAUGCUAUGGGAGUGGAAAUACCGGUGAAUAUCAAAUUUGUUUUUGAAUCAAUGGAAGAGUCUGCCAGUGUGGGUUUAGAAGAAUUGCUAACUCAGGAAAAAAAUACUUACUUUUCCGACAUUGACUACGUAUGCGUUUCUGAUAAUUAUUGGGUUGGUACCCAAACGCCUAGUAUUACGUAUGGUUUAAGAGGAAAUUGUGCUUUCCAAGUUGAAGUUGAAUGCGCCAAGCAAGAUCUGCACAGUGGAGUGCAUGGAGGGACAGUACACGAAGCAAUGGCCGAUUUAAUUUAUCUUCUAGAUUCCUUAACCGACAACGAAGGUAAUAUACCAAUCCCGAAUUUUAGCAAGAGCGUUGCACCUCUAACAGAAGAGGAGAAGAGUUUAUACGAUCCCAUUACCUUCGAUGUUAAUGAAUGCCGCAAAACAAUCGGCUGUAAUAAAUUGCGCCAUAAUGAGGAUAAGGUACAGUUACUAAUGCAUCGUUGGCGCUAUCCCGCACUUUCGAUUCAUGGAAUUGAAGGGGCAUUUAGCGGUUCCGGUUCAAAAACUGUAAUUCCAAAGAAAGUUAUUGGAAAAUUUUCAAUCAGAAUUGUACCAAAUCAGGAAACGGAUGAGGUGAACGAGAUGGUUGUUGCCUAUUUGGGCGAUAAGUGGAAAGAACGUGGCAGCCCAAACAAUUUUAAAGUAAUCGUGGAACGUUCGGGAAAACAUUGGUCCGAAGACCCUUUCCAUCCUCAUUACACGGCGGCCCGUGAAGCAACGAGGCACGUGUACGGAGUGGAGCCUGAUUUAACGCGAGAAGGUGGGUCUAUAGCUAUAGUAGCGGAUUUGAAGCGCGUUUUACAAAAGAACAUCGUGUUGUUGCCCGUCGGAACAGGCGAUGACGGCGCUCACGCCGAAAAUGAAAAGAUCAAUAUAAGAAAUUACAUAGAAGGAACGAAGAUGUUCUUGGCCUACAUGUACGAGGUGGCACAAAUUUAAUAUCAUAUAAUUAUAUCGCUGAGUGAGUCAGGGGAGGGGGAAGAAAGCUUGUUACUGUUGUACUUUCUCUGUUAAAUUAAAUACAAAACCUUUAACAUA